Sarcophilus harrisii (Tasmanian devil) is the source of this 2704-nucleotide messenger RNA. RefSeq names its product vomeronasal type-2 receptor 26-like. The coding region runs from base 14 to 2704 and encodes 896 amino acids. Gene Ontology annotation, cellular component: membrane. NCBI's taxonomy places the organism in Eukaryota, Metazoa, Chordata, Mammalia, Dasyuromorphia, Dasyuridae. Gene Ontology annotation, molecular function: G protein-coupled receptor activity. The record is from RefSeq and is a predicted model, not a curated record. The transcript is spliced from 7 exons. Gene Ontology annotation, biological process: G protein-coupled receptor signaling pathway.
UUCUUCCAGUAUUAUGUCUCUGCUGCUGCAGCUUCCAGGUUUUGGGCAGAUUUGCUUUGAGCAACUUAAUCCCAUUUUUUCCAACAAUGGAGACCUGGAGUUAGGGAUAUUUUUGCCUUUGUACUCAGCUGACAUGAACGGGAUGACAGGAGCAGAAUUGUUUCAAAGUCCUCCUAACAAACGCUGUAAGACUUAUAAGAUCCUCUUCAAAAAUUACUUGCAACUCCUAAUUGUACCGUUCACUGUAGACGAGAUUAAUAAGGAUUCCAAUCUAUUGCCCAACAUUUCCCUGGGAAUCCACAUCUACAACGCUUACUCCAGGGAUGAAAGGACCUUAGAGAGCUCCCUGAGGUGGCUGUCUGGGGUGGACCAGCUCAUCCCCAAUUACAACUGCAGAGAGCAGGACAAGAAUUUGGCUGUCAUUGGAGGAGCCACAUCAGCUCUCUCGGUCCAGAUGGGGACCUUGCUUGACCGCUACCACUUUCCACAGAUUAGCUAUGGUCCAUUUGAUCCAGCUCUUACUGACAAAGUCCAGUUUCCUUCCUUCUACCAAAUGGCCCCCAAAGCCUCUUCUCUUCCACGAGGUAUUGUCCGCUUAUUGCUAUAUUUUGAAUGGAACUGGAUAGGUCUGAUGGUCUUUGAUGAUCUGAGAGGUGAAGAAUUCCUCAGGGAAAUGAGAGAGGAAAUGAUAAAGAAAAGUGUUUGCAUCUCCUUCACAGAGAAGAUCCCUCUCAGUGACAGAAGAAAGAGGGAAUCUUAUGAGACUUUCAUGCCCAGAUUCUUAAUGUCAGAAGUUGAAGUGAUUGUCAUUCAUACUGAUACAGAUUCAGGAAUUAUUCUGGGAACCCCAACAACACCUAAUUACCCCAUAAAGAAGAUAUGGAUCGCCACAUCUCAUACAGACAUUAAUGUGAGACCGUACUAUCAUUAUGGUUAUACAUUCCACGCAACUCUCUUCUUUUCAUACUUGACGAGUGAAAUACCUGGAUUUAAGACAAUUUUACAGACACUUGAACCUUUUAAAAACUCAAGUAACCUUUUUUUUAGACUAUUUAGACCAUCAUCUUUUAAGUGCUCAGGUCAGCCAGAAAUCCCAGGGCAAGAGUCAUAUUUAUCAAAUGUUUUCUCGAAGACUUUGCCUCAGCACCAUUUUGAAAUUACCAUGUCUAGCCUGAGUUACAUCUACAAUGCUAUUUAUGCCGUGGCUUGGGCUCUCCAUGAAAUGCUGAUGAGAGCAUCUGAGAAAGGAAAUGAAGAAUCUGUAUUAUCUCGUGCAUGGCAGCUGCACUCCUACCUGAAGAACACCCAGUUUAAGAACAGAGCUGGUGACCAGGUGUUUGUGGAUGAGAGUAGACGCACUGAGACUCAUUAUGCCAUUAUAAACUAUGUGUGCUUUCUUGAUGGGACAGAUCUUCUUCUGCAUGUGGGGGACUUUAUCCCAAACACUCCACUUAAUCAAGAUUUUACAAUUUGUGCAAAUGCCAUAGUGUGGGAUCAGUUUGGCCCAAAGGUUCCUUCUGCAGUCUGCAGUGAAACUUGUCACGCUGGAUUCAGGAAGUCCCCUAUGGAGGGGAAGCCUCCCUGCUGCUAUAACUGCUCCCCAUGCUCGGAAGGGGAAAUCUCCAGUCAGAUGGAUGCAAAUCAGUGUAUGAAGUGUCCAGAGGGUGAAUAUCCAAAUAAGCAGAGAGAUCACUGCCUCCCUAAGAUUGUGACCUUUCUGGAUGUGGAAGAAACUUGGGGGAUGGCUUUGACCAUUGUGGCUGUUUCAUUCUCUUUACUAACAGUCCUAGUCUUGUGGGUCUUUGUGAAAUUCCAACACACUCCCAUAGUCAAAGCCAGUAACAGGAACAUCAGUUAUAUGCUCCUCACCUCCCUUAUCUUCUGCUUCCCCUGCUCCUUGCUCUUCAUAGGCCGUCCUACCACUGCUACCUGCCUUCUCCAACAAACAGUAUUUGCAAUUGUAUUUACGGUGGCUGUUUCCUCCAUUUUGGCCAAAACCAUCGUCGUGGUUCUGGCUUUCAGGGUUACGGGGCCAGGGAGCAGGAUGCGGAUGUUCCUUCAUCCUAGAGUACCCUACUGUGUGGUUCUCAUCUGCUCCACAAUUCAAGUGGUUUUCUGUGCCAUCUGGUUGGGGACCUCUCCCCCCUUUCUAAAAGCAGACACAAGCUCUGAAUCCAGGUACAUCAUCCUCACGUGUAACGAGGGCUCCGUCUUUGCAUUUUAUUGUGUCCUGGGCUACAUAGGCUUUCUGGCUCUGGGCAGCUUCACCAUAGCCUUCCUGGCCAGGAACCUGCCAGAUACCUUUAACGAAGCCAAGUUCAUCACUUUCAGCAUGCUGGUGUUUUGUAGUGUCUGGAUUUCUUUUCUCCCCACUUAUCACAGCUCCAAAGGGAAGGCCAUGGUCAUUGUGGAGAUCUUCUCCAUCUUGGCCUCCAGUGCUGGGUUACUGGGCUGCAUUUUUAUUCCCAAAUGCUAUGUGAUCCUGAAGAGAGAAACCCCAAACUCUGAAAAAUCCUUGAAGGAGAAAACCUAUUCCGCAACAAAUCACUUGAAUUCCAGAGCAGAUGAGAACAACACAGUAGGGCACUCUAGAAUGAAGAAAUACCCACAUCCUGCUGCUUGGCCCUGUAACCCUGAAAGCCAGAACCACUAUGAUAGUUUUGGCCAAAAUGGAGGAAAGUAUUUUGCAAAUUCUGUUCGUUAG